Molecule: messenger RNA, 6685 nt
Organism: Hydra vulgaris (swiftwater hydra)
Lineage: Eukaryota; Metazoa; Cnidaria; Hydrozoa; Anthoathecata; Hydridae
Product: mucin-4
Molecular function (GO): serine-type endopeptidase inhibitor activity
Source: RefSeq, a predicted model, not a curated record
GCGUCAUUUUAUUCAAAACAAAACUUUAAAAAUGAAUAGUUUAUACCAGAAAAUGUUUUACAUUUAAGUGAAAAAAAAAACGAACUAAUAUAAAGUUAACUUUGUUGAUAAGAAAAUCGAAAAAAGAGAUUUGUCGUUUACCUAAUUAAACAACAACCAAAUGUUCACAAAAAAUAUAUGGAUAGUUGCACUAUUAGUAGUUGCUUGUUCGUUCAAACUAAAUAAAGGUGCAUCCGAUGGUGACAGACAUUUAAAUGCUAAAGUAAUCAAUUUUUUAAAGUCGUCUUCACAUAUUGAAAAACGAUUUAGAAGACAAUUGUUAUUGAAAGUUGUUGGAAAAGGAAGUAUUACAUUGGAAGGAGAAUGCCAUCCUAGUGUACCACUUGUAAGCUGUGAAAUUAACUAUUGUGAUUUUGCAUCUUGUCCUAACUUUCCUAAUGCUGAAUGUCACUUAAAUUUGUGUGGGAAGUGUGAGCCAGUAUACUAUAUUAAUGGAAGGAAAAUAAAUUGUUAUGACUUUCAGACAACUUCUCCAUUAUUGUUGAACUCAUCGAAAAAUGAUAAUCAUUUGUCACUAUGCUUCAAAGAACGUAAACAAGUUAUUCAAGAAAAUAAAGCAAAUGAAUUUAUUGUUGAUUGUGAACCAAAUGGUUCAUAUAAGCCUAUACAGUGUUGGCCUUCCGUUGGUGUGUGCUGGUGCGUUAACUCAAAUGGAGAGGAGCUGUUUGGAACAAGAAGUUAUUUUCCAAAUAGACCAAGCUGUGAAAAUUUAGUUGAAGGCUGUCGUAGUAAAGAGUUUGGCUGCUGUCCAGAUAAUAAAACAGCAGCACAAGGUUUGAACUACGAAGGAUGCUCAAGCUCAACUUCAAAAUGUGAACAAUUGAGAUCAAUGCCUAAGUUUUUCAAUUUCUCAUUUCGGCCUCAAUGUGACGAUAAUGGUUACUUUAAUUCUGUUCAAUGCUGGGAUGCUUUAAAUCAAUGCUGGUGUGUGAAUAAAGAUGGGUUAGAAAUCAAAGGCUCAAGAGUAAAUGGCAAAAAGCCGGAUUGUUCUGAAGCUAUUUGCGAAGACAAGAGAAAUGAUUGCCAAAAAUUUGCUAUUGUGCCUGAAUUUUGUCUGCGAUUAAAUCAUUUUGCAAAAGAAUAUUGUAGGAAAUCAUGUGGUUAUUGUCCAGUUACUUGUGAGGACAAAAAUGACAAUUGCCCAACAUUUGCAAAAGUUCCUGAAUUCUGUGUUCAUUUGAACCACUAUGCAAAGGAACAUUGUAGGAAAUCAUGUGGUUAUUGUCCAGAGACAAUCCCUACCCAGAUUUCUCCAACACAUCUGACAGAGCUUGUAGCUGAUGUAAAAGAGUAUCAAUCUUUCUGUGAAAUGCCACCUGCUUCUGGGCCAUGCACCAGUGGAAUUAUCAAAUAUUUUUAUAACCCUGUAAAAAUGGUUUGUGAGCCAUUUUUUUAUGGAGGGUGUGGUGGAAAUGAAAAUAAUUUUGACAAUGUCACUAUGUGCUUGCGUGUGUGUGAUAAAAAGGCUAAUUCAAAUGAAAAAGAAACAGUAGUUUCAAAGACUUCUACACCUAACUACCAAGUCACCACUGAUCAACUAUCAUCCCCUAGGAAAAUGUCAACUUAUGAAUUAACAGCAUCUCCUUUUAAUUUUGAUAUAAAAGAUGAUAAUGGGGUAACCAAUAGAGCAACAUUCACUAAUCAAGUAUCGACUAGUCAUACAUCAUCACCUGAUCAAUCAUUAUACAAGGAUCAAACUUUGCUUGCAAUAUCUAGUCAAGAAAGUUUUUCAACCUUUAAAGUUAUCUCAGAAAAAACACCUAUUGUUCCAUCAUCUACUUAUCAUACAUACACAGAUCAAACAUCAAAUGAUGAAAUGUCUCCUACUCAUACACCCACUGAUUUAGAAAGUAUGAACACUGAUAAAAUUUCUUAUUAUCAAACAUCCACUGAUCAAGUAUAUCAUAAUCACACAUAUACUCAUCAAAUAUAUGAAUCUAAAAAGGAAUAUGCAACUGAAAAUUACUUAGAAACUUUGACAUCAAGUACGCCUACCUUAGAUGAUGCAACAUACCAAUCACAAAGCGCUGAGUCUGUUGUGAUCAGUACAACAAAUAUCACAACAAGUUAUUUGAUUUCUAAACCUGAUGAUAUCAAUUUGUUAGACUCAUUGGACUUGAAUUUAAAUGAGUGUAAAGUUCGUACUCUUAUUAUACAAAAACUCAAUUCAAUCCAAGAGUUUGUUAAAUCAAAUACACCAAACUGUACUUCAGAUGGAAAUUUUGCUGAUAUUCAGUGUGAAAAAAAUGGGUAUUGUUGGUGUGUUGAUCAAGAUGGAAAUGAAAUAGCAGAGACAAAGUUAAUCACAAAGCCAAAAUGUCCAAGAUUUAAAAUCUGUAAAGAUACUGAAGAAAAAAGAAAGUGCUCUGAAUAUAACAACCGGAAAUAUUGCAAAGUGUACAAAAACUUUAUGAAAGAACGAUGCCCUAAAACAUGUGGCUUUUGUUCUGAACAUGCUAAGCGACCAGGAUGUGAAAGCAAGUUUGGUUGCUGUGAUGAUGGAAUUACACCAAAACAAGCUGAUGAAAUUAAAUGUCCUGUAUAUAAAAGUAUUUGUGACAUGCCUGUAAAUUAUGGAUCCUGCAACAAUAAAUUUCAGAGGUUUUACUAUGACCAUGGCCAUAAAGAGUGUAAAACAUUUUUUUACAGUGGUUGUCAUGGUAAUAUGAAUAAUUUCUUAUCAAAGGAAGAAUGUAUUCUGCGUUGUUGGAGUCAUAUUUCAAAUUUAACACUAUCUUUGACUACAUUUAAAGGAAUUAUAAUAACACCUUCUAAUAAAUCUUCUGAUGUCUACCAUCAAACAGAUAAUAACCCAUCAACUUUUGAACCAUCAACUUUUGGUGAUCAGGAUAUGUCUAAAUUUAUGCCAAAUACUGCUGAUAUAUUAAAUGAAAACAUGGGAUCAACUUUAUUUUUACCAUCACUUAUAGUAACUACAACAACAUCACUUACAUCACCUCUAACUCUUGAAUCGACAGUUUCCACUGGUCACUGGUCAGCUAAUUCAGAUUUAUCACCUGUAACUUUUGAGCCAACUGCUUCCACUGGUUAUAAUGAGUUUAGUUCCCUGCCAAAUACUGCUAAUAUACUAAAUGAAAACAAUGGAUCAUCUUUGCAUUUACCUUUAGAAAUUAGUGUUUCUCGAGAUUUUAAUACAGACACAGCUGCAUCACUUUUAGUUACUACUAAUACAAAUUUAUCACCUGUAACAUUUAAGCCAACAGCUUCCACUAGUUAUGACGAGUUUAGUUCUCUGCCAAAUAUUGCUAAUAUAAUAAAUGAAAACAAUGGGUCAACUUUACUUUUACCUUUAGAAAUUAGUGUUUCUCAAGAUUCUAAUACAGACACAGAUGCAUCACUUGUAGCAACUACUAAUACAGAUAAAUCACCUUUAACUCUUAAAUCAACAGUUUCCACUGAUCAGGAUGAGUUUAAUUCUCUGCUAAGUACUGCUAACUUACUAAAUGAAAACAAUGGAUCAUCUUUGAAUUUACCUUUAGAAGUUAGUAUUUCUCAAGAUUCUAAUACAGACACAGUUGCAUCACUUGUAGUAACUGCUAAUACAGAUUUAUCACCUGUAACUCUUAAAUCAACAGUUUUCACUGAUCAGGAUGAGUUUAUUUCUCUGCCAAAUACUGCAAAUAUACUAAAUGAAAACAAUGGAUCAGCUUUACUUUUACCUUUAGAAAUUAGUGUUUCUCAAAAUUCUAAUACAGACACAGAUGCAUCACUUUUAGUUACUACUAGUACAAAUUUGCCACCAUUAAAUUUUGAGCCUACCUCUUCCACUGGUUAUGAUGAGUUUAAUUCUUUGCCAAAUACUGCUAAUAUACUAAAUGAAAACAAUAGAUCAACUUUGUUUCUACCUUUAGAAAUCAGUGUUUCUCAAGUUUCUAAUACAGACACAGAUGCAUCACUUGUAGCAACUGCUAAUACAGAUGCAUCACCUCUAACUCUUAAAUCAACAGUUUUUACUGAUCAGGAUGAGUUUAGUUCUCUGCCAAAUACUGCAAAUAUACUAAAUGAAAACAAUGGAUCAGCUUUACUUUUACCUUUAGAAAUUAGUGUUUCUCAAAAUUCUAAUACAGACACAGAUGCAUCACUUUUAGUUACUACUAGUACAAAUUUGCCACCAUUAAAUUUUGAGCCAACCUCUUCCACUGGUUAUGAUGAGUUUAGUUCUUUGCCAAAUACUGCUAAUAUACUAAAUGAAAACAAUAGAUCAACUUUGUUUUUACCUUUAGAAAUCAGUGUUUCUCAAGUUUCUAAUACAGACACAGAUGCAUCACUUGUAGCAACUACUAAUACAGAUGCAUCACCUCUAACUCUUAAGUCAACAGUUUUCACUGAUCAGGAUGAGUUUAGUUCUCUGCCAAAUACUGCAAAUAUACUAAAUGAAAACAAUGGAUCAGCUUUACUUUUACCUUUAGAAAUCAGUGUUUCUCAAAAUUCUAAUACAGACACAGAUGCAUCACUUGUAGCAACUACUAAUACAGAUGCAUCACCUCUAACUCUUAAGUCAACAAUUUCCACUGAUCGAGAUGAGUUUAGUUCUUUGCUAAGUGCUGCUAACAUACAAAAUGAAAACAAUGGAUCAUCUUUGAAUUUACCUUUAGAAGUUCGUAUUUCUCAAGAUUCUAAUACAGACACAGCUGCAUCACUUGUAGAAACUGCUAAUACAGAUUUUUCACCUGUAACUUUUGAGCCAACCUCUUCCACUGGUUAUGAUGAGUUUAGUUCUCUGCCAAAUACUGCUAAUAUACUAAAUGAAAACAAUGAAUCAACUUUGCAUUUACCUUUAGAAAUUAGUGCUUCUCAAGAUACUAAUACAGACACAGCUGCAUCACUUUUAGUUACUACUAGUACAAAUUUAUCACCAUUAAAUUUUGAGCCAACCUCUUCCACUGGUUAUGAUGAGUUUAGUUCUUUGCCAAAUACUGCAAAUAUACUAAAUGAAAACAAUGGAUCAGCUUUACUUUUACCUUUAGAAAUUAGUGCUUCUCAAAAUUCUAAUACAGACACAGAUGCAUCACUUGUAGUAACUGCUAAUACAGAUGCAUCACCUCUAACUCUUAAAUCAACAGUUUUUACUGAUCAGGAUGAGUUUAGUUCUCUGCCAAAUACUGCAAAUAUACUAAAUGAAAACAAUGGAUCAGCUUUACUUUUACCUUUAGAAAUUAGUGUUUCUCAAAAUUCUAAUACAGACACAGAUGCAUCACUUGUAGUAACUGCUAAUACAGAUUUAUCACCUGUAACUCUUAAAUCAACAGUUUUCACUGAUCAGGAUGAGUUUAGUACUCUGCCAAAUACUGCAAAUAUACUAAAUGAAAACAAUGGAUCAGCUUUACUUUUACCUUUAGAAAUUAGUGUUUCUCAAAAUUCUAAUACAGACACAGAUGCAUCACUUGUAGCAACUACUAAUACAGAUGCAUCACCUCUAACUCUUAAGUCAACAAUUUCCACUGAUCGAGAUGAGUUUAGUUCUUUGCUAAGUGCUGCUAACAUACUAAAUGAAAACAAUGGAUCAUUUUUGAAUUUACCUUUAGAAGUUCGUAUUUCUCAAGAUUCUAAUACAGACACAGCUGCAUCACUUGUAGUAACUGCUAAUACAGAUUUUUCACCUGUAACUUUUGAGCCAACCUCUUCCACUGGUUAUGAUGAGUUUAGUUCUCUGCCAAAUACUGUUAAUAUACUAAAUGAAAACAAUAAAUCAACUUUGCAUUUACCUUUAGAAAUUAGUGCUUCUCAAGAUACUAAUACAGACACAGUUGCAUCACUUGUAGUAAUUACUAAUACAGAUACGUCACCUGCAAUUUUUGAACCAACAGCUUCCACUGAUCAUGACGAGUUUAGUUCUCUGUCAAGUACUGUUAACAUAUUAAAUGAAAACAAUGAAUCAUCUUUGCUUUUGCCUUUAAAAAUAAGUGUUUCUCAAGAUUCUAAUAUAGACAUAGAUGCAUCAUUUAUAGUAACUACUAAUACAGAUUUAUCACCUGUAACUCUUGAGCCUACAGCUUCCACCGAUACGUAUAUCUCUACUAUUUUAUUAAAAAAUUUUGAUUUGUCAUAUGAAAAAACUGAAUUGUUAGUGCCAUUUACAGCGGUAUAUAGCAGCAUAUAUUUUAAUAAAGCCUUUACAAAUAUAUUAACCGAUUUAAAUUCAUCGUUGUCACCUGAAAUCUCUACUAAUAUGGAUUUACCAUUUUUCUCUCUUGAACCAACAGCUUCUACAUAUCAAUAUGUGUCAACUGCUCUAUUAAGAAGUCGUCAUAUUUCUAGUGAAAAUACUGAUAUCUUUUUACCUAGAAAGAUUAGUAUUUCUCAAGGAUCUAUUGGUGAGGAUGUUUCUACUGUUUUAACAGCAAGCAUAGAUUCACAACGUGGUUUUAAUAAAUCGUCUGUUCCAUUAACUACAGAAGUUAUGAGUUUUAAAGAUUCUCUUUUAAAUUCUACAAUAUCGGCUUCAUCAUCUACAUUUGAAAUUUCUACUAAAAUUUAGUUUUCAUCCUUUGAUUCGUUGAAUGGCUCUCAUAGCAGCAAUCGCCGAUAUAAAAUCUUUGUUAACGAAAAAAAAUAAAAUAAAUACAAAUAAUAUUUUAAAUAAAUUUUUAAAAUGUAGUAUAAA